AUGAAAGAUGAACAAAUAUCAUGUUAUUAUCUUACCGAGAAAGGGAAAAAUAAAUGUUUUAAGAAUAUAAAAUUGAUAACGUUCGACCUUGACCAUACGAUAUGGAAUAUCGACGCAUUAUUGAAUUAUGCAGAUAAUGAGUGUUAUAAAUAUAUGGAACAGAAUUAUAAAAGAUUAUAUGAUUAUUUAUCAAAAGAGUAUGCAUUAUCUAUGACAAAUUUAGUAAAAGAAUUAUUAGAACGAAAUAUAGAUAUGAAUAAAGACGGUGUACAAAUAUUAACACGUAUAAGAACAGAUGCUUUAAAGUAUUUAGCUAAGCAAACAAAUUAUGACGAAAUAAAAUUUGCUUCAGAAAUUCAAAAAUUAUGGAAAGAAAAAAAAAAAGAUGUACAUUUAUUUAUUAGUCCAGGAACAUUAGAAUAUUUAAGAGAAUUAAAAAAUAGAGGAUAUAUUUUAGGAGCUAUAACAAAUGGAGAUUCUGAUGUUAAUGAAAUAAAAUUUUUAAAUGAAAUAUUUUCGUUUGUUGUUAGAUCUAUGGAUUAUAAUUUUGCGAAACCAAAUGUCGAAAUAUUUAAUAUUGCAGAAAAUUUAUUAAAAGAGAAAAAUAUAAAUUUUCAUGUUGAUGAAUGGUUACAUGUUGGAGAUGAUGUAUAUACAGAUAUUAUGGGAGCAAAAAAUAAAAAUAUUAAUUGUGCAUGGAUAACCAUGUUUAGAGAAGGAAGAGAAAUAUCGCAUAAAGAAUGGUAUUCAUAUCUAAAAUUAAAAUAUGAACAAAAUGAUAAUAAACAAACAUUAUCACAAUAUGAUCCUUAUGCAGAUGGACUCUUUGCUAAAUUUAGAAAAAAGGAUGUGGUUCUACCCUUUGAUUAUAUAGAUAUAGAAAUAAGACACUGUCGAGAUCUAGAUAGUAUACUUGCAUAA
This is a messenger RNA of Plasmodium falciparum 3D7, 921 nucleotides long. RefSeq names its product HAD family hydrolase (gene HAD4). The record is from RefSeq and is a predicted model, not a curated record. Lineage: Eukaryota; Apicomplexa; Aconoidasida; Haemosporida; Plasmodiidae.